UUUUUAAAACACAAUUUCAAGAAUUCCGCUACGAAUCGGUAAAGGCAAUUGAACUGCAAAUUCUUAUCAAUUUACAAAACUUAUCGCUAUUUAAAUAAGAAAGAAAUUGCAUUUUUUGUGGAUUGCAAAUAAAAAUUGGAAGAAAAACCCAAAAAAAAAGAAAAUGAAAUCAUCUAAAAGUUUUUUGAUAUGCUUGUUAGCUGGACUCUUCAUUUCUGCGAAUUGUGCAGCUCUAGAAUCGGAAAACAAGACCACUGACAAGCCAGCCGAUGUUGCUUUGACUACGACUUUAUCCAUAACCGAAAGCGACUUAAAUGAAUCAACAACUGUUCCUUCAGUAACUAACGUAACAACGGAUCCGACCCCGGACAAUACAACGGUCCCUCCAGAAACUACAACUUCAUCGUCGACAUCAUCGACUACGACUCCUGCAACUACCACAUCAUCUACUACGACUCCUGCAACUACCACAUCAACUACUACUUCUUCUACCACAAGCACCACCAGCACCACUCCAGCACCAAAUUCAACCACGACUACCACUCCUGUUCCAUCACCCACCACCACCACCGAAAUUCCAUCCACAACAGCUGCUCCUCCAGUUCCUUGCCAUCAUUUCAAUGGAACCUCGUUCAUCGGUGGCAUUGUCCUGACCCUGGGUCUCCUAGCCAUAAGCCUUGUCGCAUAUAAAUUCUAUAAGGCUCGAAACGAGCGCAACUACCACACUUUGUGAGAAGCUAAUUCUGGUUUGUGUAGAUAACCCCAAAAAGAAAAAGAAGAAGAGGGAUGUUUAAAACAUUCACUAAUUUGUGAGACUGUUGGUUAGAUGUAAAGGGCUCGUAAUAUAUCUACAUUUAUAACAAACAAACUCGAAACUACACUGUUUCUCUAUCUUAUUAUUUCUACCAUAAAUGCUUUUAUUUCGUUCAACCAAUAUGUAAAUUUAAGUUUUUCCUUCCAAAGCCUUUAUGAUUGUGGUUAAAAUGUAUUUAACCGCUAUUUAUCCAAUAAAAUGUAUUGCUCGUGAUUAUAUUCUCUUGAUUAACGUAAAUGUUGGUAAUAAGCAUAAAUUUGAUAAUCUGCUUAUAUGAGUCUCAGCACAGUGCCGGAAAUUAUUGAAAAUCCCCAUCAGCAACUAGAAGAAAAUCCUUAUCUUGUUUAGCCAGAAAAUUCAAAUUUUUUUUCUCCAUUGAGAUUAAAUGAGAAUUAUCUUAAAAAUGAGUAAUACAACAAUGUUAAGCUAAAAAUAUAUAUAUUUUUUUAAAUUUCACUAUCAAGCAUUUUGUUUAAAUUGUUCUUACUAAUUAUUGUAUUGAUUUGUUUAUAUUUUUAACUUUUGAACUAAACCUAUGUUGGAUUAAAAAUAAAUAAAUUUGAGUCAGAACUGUGUGUAUAAACAAAUGUAGUUUUUUUUUUGUGGUCGAUUUAUUCGGCUAUCAGUAAAUCCGAUUAAGGGUCAAUUAGGUGUAUACGAUAAGUUUAUUUAAAAAAUUGAUUUAACAGCUUAUGAAUAAUUUUGGGAAAUGUGAUUAAAUAGAGAUUUGUUUGAAUGUAAUGGUGGAUUUAAAUGUAUUCAAGAUUUUAAAUAAAACAACUAAAUAAAAGCUGGAUUUAACUGCAAUAUUAA
Molecule: messenger RNA, 1627 nt
Organism: Eupeodes corollae
Lineage: Eukaryota; Metazoa; Arthropoda; Insecta; Diptera; Syrphidae
Exons: 2
Coding region: 164-733 (189 amino acids)
Cellular component (GO): cytoplasmic vesicle
Source: RefSeq, a predicted model, not a curated record